GUGGUUUGAAAACCGACUUUUGUUAUAUACGCAGAGAGUGACUCCCAAUACAAUUUGUUUUAUACGCGUUCUUGACAUUUUCCCUUCCUAGGCACGUUCUCCACGCCGAAUAUAAUAUAUAGUCCAACUUUGGGACCUAUCCGAGCUUUCCACAUUGCAAGACCGUGUCAUCUUGUUUUCAAUAUGUCCCUCGCAUUAUCACUCUCAAGCGAAUUAUCAGACAUACCGACGAGCGACGUAUCUUCCGUACCAUCUUCGCCUAUCGAAUCUCUUCCAUCGUUACCAACAACUCCACAAGCCCGUCGAACUUCUCCUACGCGAUCUCCGACCCCAUAUCGGAAGUUUAAACAGUACCGGUAUGUGGGAAAGCAGAAUGAUGGCGGUCAGUUCAAUAAGGUGCGCGAAACAUUGGUACUUUGGCGCAGGCUCCGCAUCAAUUUCAAGAGUUUUCUUCGGCUUUGGUUGCUAUCUAAGAAGUCCCACGGCAACUUGAGCAGAGAUAUAAGGACUGAGCAGUUCCGCGAGGUCUUUGCAGAGCAGGACGUACGCUGUAUUCUCGGCGAGAUGCCCUCUAGUUCCUAUGAUUGGAAACAGAUCUUCACCGAACUUGAGGGGCUAUCAGACCAUAGAUAUUUCAAUACAUUUAUGUCUGAAAAUGCCCAUGAGUGGUGUAUUGAUCUAGAUGAGGUUCGAGGCAUUAUCCAGGAACAGGCACCAGAAUGGUUCAAGUUCCUAGACCUACUGCUUCGAAACCGUCGGAGUACAGAACCCUUAGUACGAGAGCAACUACCGAAAGGCAUCAUUGGGCAGAUGUAUAUGAUAACCGCGGUGGUAUGUCGUAGUCGGCAGCGCAAGACCUCAAACGCGUUCGCAAAGCAUCUUGGGCUUUACCUACUCUCUAGUGGGACCAAACGCAGAGUUAUUGAAACGUUUGCAGGUAUGGGACUCUGUGAUACAUACCAUCAUAUCAAUCUUGAAACAUCAGGUAUGGCGGAACACGCGAAGAAACAUCUCCCCCGCCUGGCUAGGGAUCCGCAGACAGUCAUUGUUUAUGACAAUUUCAAUUUCAAAGAUACCGUACGAGAGCAAGUUGUCGGCUCGAACCAUGUUAUGCGAAACAUGACAACAUGACUGUUGGUAAAGAAUCCACAUCUACCGCGUAGAGGCCGGUUAAGAUCACAGUUCAGACCUGAUAACCAACUCCGUCUUGAGGACAUAUGCAAUGCGCCUGGGCUUGAUCGUGGCAGGAUUAGCACUCAGAUGCAUACCUUCUUGGUCUAUGAGGCCAUUAGACACGUACACCAAGAAAAGGUCGAUGCGGCGUUCAAGAAAGAUCUAUCUUUGGUUCCCUGCUACCCGGAAAUUAAGCGAUUACAGGCGAAGGGAUAUGCCACCGAACUCCACCAUCUCCAGGCUGCUCCAUUUGACGAAGGAACAAUUGACGGAACAUAUCAAGUUCAUACUAAUAUAUGGCUUGACCGGCUCCGCUUCAAAAGCAAUCCUCCAAG
This is a messenger RNA of Eremomyces bilateralis CBS 781.70, 1508 nucleotides long. RefSeq lists its product as uncharacterized. Lineage: Eukaryota; Fungi; Ascomycota; Dothideomycetes; Eremomycetales; Eremomycetaceae. The transcript has 2 exons. The coding region runs from base 184 to 1131 and encodes 315 amino acids. The record is from RefSeq and is a predicted model, not a curated record.